Molecule: messenger RNA, 2111 nt
Organism: Lactuca virosa
Lineage: Eukaryota; Viridiplantae; Streptophyta; Magnoliopsida; Asterales; Asteraceae
Source: the annotation of a GenBank genome assembly
CGAACACCACCACCCAUCCCUCUUCCCUCCUCCUUUCUCACCGCCCACCUGCAUCUCUACCUCUCCCAUUUCUACCUUCCCCCCUCCCUUAUCACACAAACAUGCAUCCAUUUCGACAUAUCGGUGAAGAAAGGGGUUGGGGAAACAACUGACGUCGGUCACCACACCUGAAAUUGAUUCCGAUAUCUCGUCGUCGGCCACCACCACACCUGUUAGGAUCUCGAACUUGAUAGCCUCCUCAUCGUAUCUUCAUGUUCUCAUCGGAAACCUAUUUCUUGUCCUUCCCUCGUCAUCCAUGGAUCUGAAACCAAAUUGUUCAUUAUUGACAUCGACAUCCUAAUAUAGAUAUGAAACCAAAUCAAUGGAAUUGAGUGAAAAACCCUUCUUUACCUGUGAUUUUAGUUUUUCUAGUUUUGUGAUUGGGUAUUUCAUAUAUUCUAUGAUUUCAGUUUUUGCUAGAGUUUUGUGGGUGAAGGACCUUGUUCUUUUAGGUAUUUUCCUUGGUAUUCGUACAUUUAGGUUGUUUGAAUAGAGAAGUAGCUAUCAAAUGUAGAAGAUUCUGAUGGAAUUUGACUAAUAGUCGAUACUCUGCUUCUCAUACUUAAGUACAUAGAUAGUGAAUUAAACUGGUUAUUUCAUGAAGUUGUGUUUGCUCAUCAAAAGUCAAAGAUGGGUGUUUUCUUAGGUCACAAUGAAAGAUAAGGUUGGUAUUAAAGAUGAUACUUUGUUUCACACACAUGAAAUUCAAGUAGUAGGGUCAGUGUUUUGGUUUUUUUUGUCAAAUCAUUUUCAAGAAGUGUUUUGGUAAAAUUAAAUUCACUACAACCUAUUUCGAGGAAUUGAUGACCCCCUUUCACCUUCAAAAUACAAGUUGAAGCCUAGUUUUAGGAUGGACUGAUGUUCAUUACUAUAUUCCUGCUCAGAUUAAAUUACUACAACCUAUUUCGAGGAAUUGAUGACCCCUGCUCAAAUUAAAUUCACUACAACCUAUUUCAGGAACUGAUGUUCGUUACUAUAUUCCUGCUCAGAUUAAUGGAAAACACCAAGAUUACCAUGAUUAGUGACUUGGCUCUAUAACAAGAUGACUACACCAUUAAGGUCUGAAUCAUAUGCGUAUGUGCAAACAAACUGCAUGGAAUCAACAGAUCCGUAUGAUUGGUAUUAAUGGACGAAAGGGGCACCAAAAUUGAAUGUAAUGUGGAUAAACCAUUUGCAUCACUACAAGGAAAAUCUUUGGUAGAAUAUGAUGAUUUCUACAUUCAUAAACCCAAAACUCUAUUUCCAGUAUACCACAGAGGUUAUUAAAUGCAAUGAUUUUUGUGGGCCACAAAAUUCUUUUGCUCUUAUUGACUUCCAACAACUUCAAGCUAAUGCAAUCGAAUCGAACAUGUUAUUUGAGGACGUGAAGUUUUUGUUACUCUAUGGGGACGCUUAUCCAACAUCGUCCAUAUGUCAAUAACACCUACUUGGUUACAAAACUUUUAAUUGAAGAAGUCAUUGAGGAGAUAACCUCUUUUAAAAAAAGAUACCAGUUCUAUAAUGCUUGCACAAAAUGCAAGUCAAAGGUUCAAAUACUUAAGGUUCUAAAUGAGACUGAGUUUGAAGAGAAAGAGAUUUUGGUGUGUCAAAAGGACAAUUGCAAGGGCAAAGAAGUAAUUGUUGAACUAAGUUUUAUGAUCAAAGUUCGAGUUCAAGGUUUAGUUGGAGUUGUCAGUCUUACAAUGUUUGAUCGUGAAGUUAGAAAUCUUCUGAAAAUAUAUGUUCCUGAUUUAUUAUCAAGAUAUGAAAAGGACAUGGAUAAUGAUUCUAUUGAUGUAAUUGACUCAGAAUUUGCAUCUCAAGACACAAUGGGUUGUAAGGGCGCUAAUUCUCACACUGCUGAUAAUACUCAUGUGUCGAAUAUUCCAUCUCGCAUUUGUACAAGUCCAUCAUCAAUAACCGCCACCAAUAAGCUCAAUUCAUCACCUACAAGUGUCAAAUGUAAACUUGUAGAUGUUUACGAUCUUGAUGAUAACGUUUAUGAAUCAGCAACGAAACCUAAUGCACCCCGUAACGGAGAUGACAAAGUUGGUGGAACAACCAAAUUGUUGAUUUCUAAACUGAAAAAGUGA